AUGGCUUCUGGUGACGUGACCUACCCCAACACGGGCAGUGAGUAUCGCCACUUUGAUGCUGUGACCAAGGGCCCUAUUGUCGAUAAUGUGAAGUCCGAAGCUUCCCGCACCGGCGACGAGCUUCGCGAUCUGUCCAACUCUCGCGUGACCCCUUCCACCACAACCGCCGAAGGCCAGGCUUUGACCCACUACCACUCGCUCCUUUACAGCCUUUUGAGCUGGGAGCAACCUCGCGCGACCGCGGUUUCAUAUGCUAGUGUGAUCAGCUUCAUCUUCGCCGCUCGCUACCUGCCUCUCCUUCGCUGGGUCUUCAAGUUCCUGUACAUGUCUUUGGGAGCGACGGCCUUUGUCGAGGUUGCUGGUCAUGUCAUCCUCAAGCGUGGAGUCGCCAGUGGGUUCCGCCCCCGCCGCUACUACACCAUCCCCAAGGAGACCGUUGAGGCCGUGCUCGAGGACCUUGAGCAGCUGGUGGACUUCUUCCUGAUUGAGUUCCAGCGUAUCCUGUUUGCCGAGAAUGUCCUCCACACUAUCUUGGCUUUCACUGCUGCCUUCACUGGCUACUGGCUGAUCCGCUUCGUUCCCUUCUGGGGCUUGGCCGUUGUUGCCGUGACCACCACCUACUUCGCUCCCCUCAUCUACAUCAGCAACCGUGAACUCAUCGACGAGCAGAUUGUCAACGCCCAGGAAAUCAUCAACGACCAGACCAACCAGCUUCGCGACCUGGCUGGUGAGCGCACUUCUCAGGCUACCGGUCUGAUGAAGCAGUAUGUCGGCGAGUACAGCUCCAAGGCCCAGGGAUACAUCGGCUCCCGCCGCUCUACCUCCCCGGAGGCUACCAAGCUUGUCAGCCCUAUCAAGCACGAGGUCAUUUCCGAGUCUGCCAAGACCGAGCCCCUGCAGAGCUUCACUGCUCCUGUUGCUGAGCCCGCUAUCAAGACCGAGGACUUCCCCGCAGCUCCCCAGACCGCUCCUGUCGCCCAGGCGCUCGAUUCCGACAUUGUUGCCUCCAUCGAGCCCGCAGAGCAGGCUGGUGACCGCGAGCCUCUUCUGGCCAUCUAA
Penicillium brevicompactum is the source of this 1059-nucleotide messenger RNA. RefSeq lists its product as uncharacterized. The record is from RefSeq and is a predicted model, not a curated record. Bases 1 to 1059 code for a protein of 352 amino acids. Lineage: Eukaryota; Fungi; Ascomycota; Eurotiomycetes; Eurotiales; Aspergillaceae. The transcript is spliced from 8 exons.